AUGCACGCGAUGCACGCAUCUCCGGGUUCGUCAUGUCGUAUCCGUUAUUAUAGAUCAUACAUCUCAUCCGUCAAACACCUUGCCAUACAUCUCGGCCAAAUUCUCCUACAACCUUCGUACAAACUUGUGACGCCAAAAUGGAAGAACUUUCAAAGUUUGAAGAUCGGCUGGAAAGACAGGGUACGACUGAACAACGUGAUAUGGCGGGCAUGGCACCGACAGUUCGUUGUUUCCAUUGUGAACUGUUUUUGUUUUGUGGGUGAAUAUAUAUCCGUACGGCGUAUUAUAACGUCGUCCGCGUUUCCAGAUACCAGUGGUAGUAUUUAA
This is a messenger RNA of Soboliphyme baturini, 327 nucleotides long. NCBI's taxonomy places the organism in Eukaryota, Metazoa, Nematoda, Enoplea, Dioctophymatida, Soboliphymatidae. The record is from the annotation of a GenBank genome assembly.